This is a messenger RNA of Peronospora matthiolae, 4122 nucleotides long. The record is from the annotation of a GenBank genome assembly. NCBI's taxonomy places the organism in Eukaryota, Oomycota, Peronosporomycetes, Peronosporales, Peronosporaceae.
AUGUUUAGCCUCACACCGCGGCAGUCGAUGCAGUCGGUUCUCCAGUCCAGUGGCCGGAACAGCUCUGUACGCACGAGCUCGGCGUCGUCGUCCUUUGUCUCCACGGCCUACGGCAAUUACCAGAGCGGCGGCAGCUCUCGCAACGUGGACGAGUCGCUCGUGCCGUCGUUCGAGGCGCUGAAUCCGUACGCGGCAGUUGGACGCAGUAUGACGGGCGACGACAAGCGCUGGCAGCCCGUGCCGGACUUGUUCCACUCGAAAGAGUCGCUGUACUUUCGCUCGGCAGUGGGCAAAGUGCUCAAAAUCGCGCACGAAGACAUUUCUCCAGCCGAGUUGGAAGUGCGUGCGAAUACGCCUGAGUUUAAAGUGGAAGAAGGCGACUGGAUUGCCCACGAUUCGAAUCAGAAGAACCAGUUUGCAUUGAUUACGCCGUUGAAGACCGUGGCUCGAAUCCCUGCGAACCUGGUGAUUUCGGAUAAACCCGUUUCGUUAACACAGCCAAUUAGCAACCAUAUGGGUGGUUACUUGCGCAAGAAAGGAGAGAAAAACAAGGCGUUUAAAAAGCGGUACAUGGCGUUGAAUGGCAGUGUGCUGGCUUAUUACAAGAAGAAGCCCGAGAAGAAUGGUAUUCCACUGAGUCGCGAUGAGAAAAAGACAUUGGAGAGAGGACGGAUUGACUUGGACCGAGUGUCGUCGUUGCAACCCAUGGAUUCCAAGACAGAACCGUACGGCAUUCUUUUGGUCACGACGGCGCGUACAUGGGCGAUUUGCGCGGAUUCAGAACCCGAGUACCAGCGAUGGUUGAAAGGACUUUGUGACGUCGUGAAGUUCAGUGCAGUUCACGUCACGUACAAGCGCAUGUUUCAAUUGCAGGAAGUGAGCGCGAAAGCCAUCACUGAUGUCCGGAUGGUUGUUACGACAGGGGAUACAGUAGGACAGAUUGUGGAGCACAUUUUCAAUUGUUACGAGCAGGCCUUGGAUGCCGCACCAUUGAGACCGUACAAUCCAGCAGAGUACCGACUGAAGAUCACUGGAUACCGUGACUAUAUGAUCGACAGGUUCCGCGUGCUGAACGAAUACGUGCACGUUCGUGAGUGUCUAUUGACGAAGAAAACUAUCCGAUUGACUGUGAUUCACGAGUCGGUUAUCCAAGAGACUGCUAUGAUGAACUUGAGUAUUGGCAGAGAUUUCGCGAGUAGCACUGGGCUCAUGGACAACAUUGUGAGCCAAUUUUCGGAUAUGUUUGAUGGUGAGCGGGCAACAUCGUUGCAGAUGACAACUCUUGGUGAUGAAUGGGAACGUCCUUCAAUCGACCGUAAUCCGUCGCUACCUAGUGGUAUCAUCCAACAACCGUUUGCUGUUCGUAUUCGCCGGGUACUGAACAUUCCUCGCACAACAUGCGUGAGAAAGCGGUCAAGUGAAGAAGCUAUUGUGACUAAAGUCCCUUUGAUGAGCUCGGGUGUGAUUGUUCGCAUUGAGCUGUACGAUGGUGGUCAACUGCUGGAUAAUGCUGUAAUCGAUACGACUGAUGUGCGAUUGAAAGCCCAGCGCAACAAUCUGUUGUAUGCCGAGUGGGAAGAUGCCGUGUGGCACAAGUUCAACAUUGAUAUCUGCAACAUCACGCGCACGACCCGAGUUCAGCUUACCGUUUCGGGUGUGAAAAAAGUGGUUGGGAGCUCAACAUCCAGCAUAGAUGUCAUCGAAGAAAGGAUGCUCGUGACCGGCGUGAACGUGUUCGAAGUGGAUGAUACACUUACGCAGGGGCAACAGUAUGUGCACAUGUACAACAACCUGCAUUCUUGCGUUCAGGGCCCGGUGCCUCACGUUGCACUGCCAAACGAGCCCCUGAUCCAGAUUGAGUUUUCCAAGUUUGAUGCACCGAUCAAAUUCAAUUGGAACGACGAUGAGAGAUCAUCACUGAAUGACCGUUCUCAGCGCCGCAGUUUCGUUGCGAGCAGUCGGUCUGUGAUGCUGCGGAAAGAAGGGUGGCUCCAGAAAGUGGGCAAUUUCUCGUCUUUGACUCGAUGGCGUCGUCGUUGGUUUGUCGUGGAUCAAAGCACUUGUACGCUUAGUUACGCCGAUGACGAGACCGCUCCUCGUAAAUUGAUCACGCUGCGCAAUUGCUCAGUGAUGACCGCAGAUGACAUGAAUCAAAAGUUUACGACAGCGCCUGUCAACAAAGGGACCCGAAAAAUUCGCCAGACGUGGUGCUUUAAGGUGCGACCCAUGGGCUCGUCUCGUGACUACAUCAUUUCUGCUGAAACGAAACAAGAUCGGGAGGAAUGGAUGCUUGCGAUCUUGACCGUUUCCAAGAAUGACUCAAGCAUCAGUGACCUUCCAGGUGGCCAUGGGGGCUUGGAGGAUUCGGGUGUGCCAGAUCCUGUCACGGAGAGCCCCCGCGCGGAAGAAAAUAGUGAUCUCCUCGACGGCAAGUAUAUUCUAGAGAGUAUCGCUCAAGACCGGCGCGAUUCGACCUCUCGCUGUAGUGGUCACAGCGCGUCUCAGCAUGAGUCUGCCCAGCUAAACGAACUACGCAAGCUCAUUUUGCUAGAUCCACUGUACCGGUUCAGUCCGUACCAAAAGGAGCAGCUGUGGAUGCACCGCGAAGAAUUUAUUGACAUACCAGCUGCUCUCCCACGCAUCCUUUCAUGUGUCCAUUGGGAUGAUCGCGAUGAGUGUGACGAGGCACUGACAUUGCUUCCACGCUGGUCCGUUCCUGACCACCAAGCCGCUUACAUUGAGCUCUUGAAUGGUGAGUUCGCGAAUGAAGGUGUUCGCUCGUUCGCUGUAAUGAAGCUUGGCCAAAUGGCUGAUACGACAUUCAGCUACUUCUUGCCUCAGCUUGUGCAGGCAAUUAAGUUUGAGAACCACCACGUUUCUCCCCUAUCGAUGCUGCUUAUAGAACGGGCCAUUAAGAAUCCGAACCAGAUCGGGUUCGAUCUCUUCUGGAGUAUGAAGGUGGAGGCGCACAACGACCAGUACCGUGAACGAUACGGUACAAUUCUGAACGCAUACUUGGACGUCUGCAGCUCAAAGAUGCGUGCUAUCCUGAAACUGCAGGACAAGCUUUUCGCGGAGGGUGGAAUGCUCGAGCGCAUAUGCCAGAGCGUGAAGGCAAAAAGGAAGGACGGCGCAGCUGAAAUGAAACGCGCGAUGCAGCAGGGUCUGGAUGCGCUGAAUGAGCUUCUGCCAGGUUCAUUUCAGCUGCCGCUUGAUCCUCGUAUUGAAGUGGGCAAGAUCAUUGUUAGCAAGUGCCGUGUCAUGGAUUCUGCGAAGAAGCCGUUGUGGUUGGUAUUUGAGAAUGCAGAGGAGGGAGGCGACCCUGUCGCAGUAAUGUUCAAGGCAGGGGACGAUGUCCGUCAAGAUUGCUUGACGCUACAAUUGAUUCGUUUGAUGGACGAGAUGUGGCGAGACGAGGGCCUUGAUUUGGCGAUGGAGCCGUAUCGAUGCGUUGCGACAUCGCCAAUGACUGGCAUUCUUCAGAUGGUGCCGAACUCGGUUACGACAGCUGAGGUGCACCGGCGUGACGGUAUGAUGGGAACGUUUAAGGAUCCCAGUUUCUCUGACUGGAUUCGCGCAAACAAUCCUGAUCCAAGGAGUCGCAAGGCUGCUGUUGACCUUUUCGGCCGCUCUUGCGCUGGUUACUGUGUAGCAACUUGUGUCCUUGGCAUCGGUGAUCGGCAUAACGACAAUAUUAUGAUUUCGUCAUCGGGCCGGUACUUCCACAUCGACUUUGGCCACUUUCUCGGCCACCUCAAGUACUACAAGCUGGGAAUUCGUCGCGAGCGAACCCCUUUCGUGUUUACAAACGAAAUGGCGUACGUGCUAGGUGGUGUGGAAGGAAAGGACUUUGCAAAGUUUGUUGAUACAGCGUGCACGGCGUACUGCGUGCUACGGAAACAAAUGCACCUUCUGGUGUCGCUGUUGCUGCUGAUGGUUCCGGCGGACAUGCCCGAGUUGACAGGUCGGGAUGACAUUAAUCACAUUGUGACGACGCUGGCGCCCGAAGUAUCGGACGAUCGCGCUCGUGAGUCGUUUGAGCAAACGAUUCAUUUCUGUCUCGACAGCCGGUUCAAGCGCUUUGACAACUACUUGCACAACAUUGCCCACGCCUUUGGAUAG